UCAUGAUCCAUGCUCAUGGCAUGGUGCACUGUUGUAUUUGCCUUUACCAGAUAUCUAGGAUCCUUAGAGCAGAAUGUGCCGCUUCACUUUGUUACUGGGAGUAGUGCUGUUUCGGAUUGCAUUCCGUAUGCCUUUGUGUCCAGUAAUCUGCCUUUAUGACUUGCAUAAUAGCCAUGCCUCUGUGUUAAAUUCGGCACAGUUGGGAUAUUGCUGCAGUGACGACAUAGCUAUGUUUGCGAGCCGUGAGCUUCAAUCACAUAUUGAAAGACAAGAAUGAAAUAAGGACUUUGAGUUUGUUUCAGGCGUUUGUGACAACUUAAAUAAAUGUAUGACGCUUAAAGUGUUACAGCUAACGCAUUUUAUUCUCCGGGGAAACAGAGAACGCUGCUACGCGUUUGAUUAUACAGAAUGAUAUCCAUAUAAGUCGCAAAAAGAAUAGAUUCCUGCUACAUUUGAGAAGAAAUCUUUUUUCUGUUACAGAAGCCACCCGAACAAACGUGUAUUGCAGCCGAAUACCUACGUCUCUAUGCUUCAUACCCUAAAAAUAUGGCGUAAAGAUACGUUUGUUUUAGUUUUAACUUUUAACGAUGGUCUCAUUGUAUGUAUGCAAACAUAAGCAAUUAUUAAUCUAAACCAGCACGUGCCUUACAAAUUAAAAACUGGCAACUGCCGCCCUUUACUGCCACCUACUGACAAUGGCUGGUUAUUUACCAUUCCGUGCGCACUGACCUCUGCAAGAUUUUGGAAAGCCGCUGAAGCUACGAAUACGCAUUGUGAUGUGGAAUAAUUCUCAAAAUCUAAUAGCCUAAUUUAGUUGAACCUUUGAAAAUGCGAAUUCCUUACUAGAUGUCAGUUUUGUGCAGUUCUGAUCAUCGAGCUUACUGAAAUAUAAAAUUAUUGGCGAACAAUGAUUAGAAAUAACAAUUAAAAGUCUACAUAGGUAACAUGCACAAAUUCAUUCCAGGAACGUACAUCUCAAGUCCAGCACUUGAAGCUACAGGUAGCUCAUGUAAAGCAAGCUGAUGCUUUCAGCACUAAGUCUGUGUAAAGACCCAGUGGUCGUUUUUGAGUAGCUCUCAGCCAUACCAUUUAAAGUAAAAGAGGGGCAGGCUAUCUAGUGAGUGCACUCCUUGCAUCAGAGCAGUCGUACCGAUAAGAAGCUAAGCUCUUUUUCCCCACAACUUGCAGUGGUGCAUGCACUCUUGGGAUGGUCUAUGAUGAAUUGCUGUUUUUAGGAUGUACAAAUCCAGCACCUUUAGAAGGAUGCAUCUUACAGGAGUGCGCGUUCUGACAUCUGUGGAGCUGGCCGUCACGUUGCCAACGUGUGACAGUCUGUUCAGUCCUUUCCCCGCGCUUAACGGAGGCUGCAGCCUUGAAAGCUCCACUUUCGGGAUUUAAAUUCCAGCCAGUUAGAAUUGCAGCAGCUCUUCAAACGCCUAGAUUUUAAAUAAAAUGGAAUCCAAUCCGUACCCGUUGAUGCUAUCUGUAUACACACCGGGUCUAAAAAUUUGCAGGAUAACUGGUCAGUGCUGUGGAGAAACGCCUUGCGAUCAUCACUGCCACCUCCAUUCUUGUUCCGAAAUCGGCGAGAGGGAUUUCCUGCAAGUAACGAGAUUUGUUUGGGGUGGGUUUCCGAAAUACUGAAGUGCCGGCGUAAGGCUCAGUGCAUCAAGAAUGUUGCAGAGGGAAAUUGCAGUCCCCCUCCAAAGGAGACAAUUUUCCGUGUAAAUGACAGUCGGCACGGUUCCACACGGUCAUCUGACUCCUACCAGGAAGCGGGGUUCUUGGAGAAAAGUGGGAAUGAGGAAAAAAGGCGCUGAGAAAUGGGAUUUGUUUUCCACUAGCUGAUAUUUGGUUAUUAAAUCACUGACGUAGGUCGUUGGUAUUUUUUCGCUUUUAAUCAACUCGGGUGUCUUUCACCACAAAGGAUGAAGAAUACUGACAGCCAUUGCUACUUAUAAUCAACAAUUCAUGCCUUUGGGAUCCUGUUGGAGAGAGAUUAUUUAUUUAUUUAUUUAUUUAUUAUCUCUCUCACUCUCUCUGUAUUUUUUAAAUCAAACUAUUUAGUUCCUUUACCUGGUAGAGGCCGUAUUCGCAAAAUGUUCAGAAGCAAUUUAUGGCUGGAAAUGGAAGAUCUUGUGAUUUCAAAAUGAUGAAAAAUAUGGGGAUGUAAUAUGCAGACGGCUGUCUCUGCAAUAUCAGCAGAUCCGGACUUAAACAGAAAAAUGUAUAUUUGGGUGUUGCAGACGACUGCGUUUGCUUUGACAUCCUUUGUCCUUUCGUGGGCAGAAACAGUAAAAUCAUAUGGAGAAAUCUGUGACAAUGCAUGUCCUUGUGAUGAGAAGGAUGGUGUAUUAACUGUGAAUUGUGAAAACAGAGGGAUUAUCAGCUUUUCUGAAAUCAGUGUGCCACGUUUUGACAAGUACUAUCUUCUUUUAUCUGGGAAUCUUUUGAACAGACUGUAUGCAAACCAGUUAAUAAAUUACACUGGACUAGCAAUCCUGCAUCUUGGAAGCAAUGAAAUACAGGACAUUGAGUCUGGAGCCUUUAAUGGACUGCAGGGUCUGAGAAGGCUGCAUCUUAAUAAUAAUAAACUGGAAGUGUUAAGAGACGAUACCUUUUGGGGUCUGGCAAGUUUAGAAUAUUUGCAGGUUGAUUAUAACUAUAUUAGCAACAUCGAACCAAACACUUUUAGCAGAUUACAACAGCUUCAAGUUUUAAUUUUGAAUGACAACCUCUUUUCAAAUUUACCUAUUAAUAUUUUUCGUUUUGUGCCACUUACACAUCUGGACCUGAGGGGGAACAGGCUGAAGAUGCUGCCCUACUUAGGCCUUUUGGAGCAUAUGGACAAAGUUGUUGAACUGCAGCUAGAGGAAAAUCCUUGGAACUGUUCGUGUGAUAUCAUAGCUCUAAAAGCUUGGUUGGAAAGUAUCUCUUAUUCAGCACUGAUUGGCGAGGUCAUUUGUGAAACUCCUUUCCGGUUGCACGGCAGGGAUCUCGAUGAGGUAUCAAAGCUGGAACUCUGUCCGAGGAAGGUAAUUUCAGAUUACGAAAUGAGGCCACAAGCCCCAUUGAGUACAACUGCAUUUUUUCACACAACCCCGGCUUCAGUAAACUCCGCUGCCACAUCAUCUUCUGCUGUUUACAAAUCAUCUUCAAGGCCACCGAAGGGAACACGCCAGCCCAACAAACCCAGAAUUCGACCAACCCCCCGACUCCCUUCCAAAGAUGGGUACAACUAUGGACCAAGUAUUUCCUAUCAAACCAAAUCCCCAGUGCCUUUAGAGUGCCCCACCGCUUGUACAUGUAACCUUCAAAUUUCUGAUCUGGGACUGAAUGUCAACUGUCAGGAAAGGAAAAUAGAAAGUAUUGCUGCUUUGUAUCCCAAACCCUACAAUCCCAAGAAGAUGUAUCUUACAGAAAAUUACAUCACAGUAGUUUUGAGAUCAGAUUUCAACGAAUCCACUGGAUUGGAUUUACUCCAUUUGGGGAACAAUCGGAUAACAGUCAUCCAGGACAGAGCUUUUGGCGAUCUGUCUCACUUGAGACGACUUUACUUAAAUGGUAAUUUUAUUGAAAAACUAACGCCAGAGCUAUUUUAUGGUUUGCAUAGCCUUCAGUAUUUAUUCCUGCAGUACAAUGCCAUUAAAGAAAUAGAGUCGGGAACAUUUGAUCAUGUACCAAACCUUCAACUGUUGUUCCUCAAUAACAACCUGCUGCGUCUUUUCCCCAGUGGUAUAUUUUCAGGAUUAAAUUUAUCCCGGCUGAGUCUUAGAAGCAAUCGUUUCAGCCACUUGCCAGUAAGUGGAGUUCUGGACCAGCUUAAAUCUUUGGUGCAGAUAGAUUUACAUGAAAACCCGUGGGAUUGUACUUGCGAUGUAAUGGGCAUGAAGUUAUGGCUUGAACAACUUAAUACAGGGGUGGUGGUGGACGAUGUGAUCUGUGAAUCCCCUAAAAAAUUUGCAGAAAUGGAUAUGAGAUCAAUCAGUUCAGAGCUUCUCUGUCCAGAUUACUCUGACAUCAUUGUCUCUACCCCAACCCCUUCUGCUGCACACAUUUCAGAGGCAACAACGGUUCUCACUACAUCCAUUAAAUCCAACACAGAGACCAGUUCUGUUCCACUUUCUGUACUCAUUCUGAGUCUCCUUUUGGUGUUCAUAAUGUCUGUGUUUGUUGCUGCAGGCCUUUUUGUUCUGGUGAUGAAAAGGCGCAAAAAACCCCAGAGUGAUCGGGCCAGCACAAAUAAUUCAGACGUGGGUUCUUUUAACCUUCAGUACAGUGUGUACACUAACAGAACUGCACCCAAGGUAAGGACACCUGCAGGCCACGUAUAUGAGUAUAUACCCCACCCAUUAGGCCACAUGUGCAAAAAUCCAAUUUAUAGAUCCAGAGAGGGUAAUUCAGUGGACGAUUAUAAAGAUCUUCACGAACUGAAGGUAACAUACAGUAAUCACUUAAAGGAAGAGCGAGAACCCCAUCCACGAAGUACAUCCUACAGCGUAAGCACCAUAGAACCCCGAGAGGACAUCCCCCCAAGACAAGAUAGUGAACAUUUCUAUAGAGGGGUUCUAGAACCUGAGAAACACCCAUCACCUAGCAGCAAUGUAGACUUUAAGUAUGGUAGUCAAGCUACCUACAGCUGUGCACCAAACUAUGAUAUAAGACGCCAGUAUUUACACCCUGAAAGAAUACGAGAAACGAUGCUCUAUAGCACACCAAGUACUGCUUAUGUCGAACCUUCUAGGAGUGAAUAUCUGGAACUUAAAGCAAAACUUAAUGUUGAGCCAGACUACCUCGAAGUUCUUGAAAAACAGACGACAUUCAGCCAGUUCUGACUUAAAAAUCAUAAGUAUUUAUAUACAGGGACAAAUCUGAUGAUUUUCUUUGGCUGAUUGUUUUCCUUUUAAGUUCCAUGUUAGGGUGAAGUGCCUUGGCACGAUUUUCAACUUGGAGGAAUGCUCUCGGGCAAAGGGUUUAGAUUACUAUUAUUAUUUUUAUCUAAAUUGUUAACAGGGCAAAACGUUUGUUAUUUGAAUGACGGCAAUUUGAAGUUUCAGUACAGCUUUCUAUAAAGAUAUUCAGGCAGAACUGUAAAACUAUACAUAGAUGUAUAUGCAUACAUGUAUACGGUGACUGCACAUGCUGCAUGUAUAUGUGUAUGUAUGCAUGCAUGUAUGUAUAUAUUUAUGUGUGCGUGUGUGGAUACAUGUCUGUAUUCACAUACAGAGAUAUGAUAUUUUUUGAGAAUAUGCACAGUUUGUAUUACUGUACUGGAACAUUAACCUUCCUCAGCCAAAGUGGCUCUUAAAAGACAUUAAGCUUACACCUAAGUUAACUGCAAGUUAUUCUGUUCUGAAGGUGUUUGUGUAUGCUUUCUGCACUUUUUAAAAUAGCAGCGGCCUUAGGGUCAUAAAAUGUAUCUCUGAUAAGGGCACAUCAUGGGAGUGCAAUGGAAGACAAAUCAGAAUAGUCCUUCCUUGUUUAACAGUGAAUUGUUUUAUUGUAGCUUAUUUUUUUUAAUAUAAAACAAUGCCCCUUGUUUAUUUUAUUGUUUUUCCCUUUUGUGUAAUUUUUUAAAUGUGUUGCACUAUCUAUAGAGCAUUAUCUUCCAAAACUGAUCAGCCAGAUAUUUUGUCAGUAAUAAAGUAAAGAAGAUCAAGAUACUAAAGACAAUCGCUGACAACAAUAAAAAUAAAAAUGAAGUGAUAGCAAGAUACACUUGCACUGAGUAAGUCAUGCAACUGGUUGAUGUGUAGCUUAGCUAAAUCUCCCGAGGGGGACAGCUGAUGUAAUCAGCUUAAAUGUACAAUAAUGACAAAGUGAUAUUGUCACAAUUUAUUUUUGUUUACUUGAUAAGAUUAUUUAACUACCAUGGUAACCAUUUUCUUCACUUAGAGGAGGAAACAUGGAUUACAUUUGCACAGAUCCAUGCUUAUAUAGGUAUUACAGAAAUGUUAAAAAAGGACAGUAUGACGCAUAUUUAUACAAUUUAAAGGCCCUGCUUAUUUUAAAACCUAAUGAAGUAUUCAUUACUACCGUUAAGCGAUGUAUAAUGGUCUGGCUACUGGUGUGUCACAUAUUCCAGCACAUGUAUUUUUAAUAAUUUUCAAAUAAACAACUCUUGAAUA
This is a messenger RNA of Protopterus annectens (West African lungfish), 6128 nucleotides long. It is a transcript of the gene SLITRK5, whose product is annotated as SLIT and NTRK like family member 5. The transcript is spliced from 3 exons. Gene Ontology annotation, biological process: positive regulation of synapse assembly; regulation of presynapse assembly; axonogenesis. The record is from RefSeq and is a predicted model, not a curated record. Lineage: Eukaryota; Metazoa; Chordata; Ceratodontiformes; Protopteridae. Bases 2175 to 4835 code for a protein of 886 amino acids. Gene Ontology annotation, molecular function: protein binding. Gene Ontology annotation, cellular component: membrane.